CUCCGCCACCGCCGGGGCCGUCGCCAUCUUAGGUUGUGCGGGGAGCCGGGAGGGCCUGAGCGCGUCCGCGUUCCCGGCGGUUCCGCGGGUCGCAGUCCCGGGCCCACGUCCGUCCGAGUGUCAGGUUGGAGCCGGGCAGCGUCCCCGGGGGUAGCGGCGGCGGGGGCAGGAUGAGCGCGGAGGCGGCGGACCGGGAGGCGGCCACCUCCAGCCGGCCCUGCACCCCGCCGCAGACCUGCUGGUUCGAGUUCUUGUUGGAGGAGUCGCUGUUGGAGAAACAUCUCCGCAAGCCCUGCCCGGAUCCUGCACCUGUUCAACUUAUAGUUCAGUUUUUGGAACAGGCUUCCAAACCUUCAGUUAAUGAACAAAACCAAGUUCAGCCUCCACCGGAUAACAAGAGAAAUCGCAUUUUAAAGCUACUUGCUCUGAAAGUGGCUGCACAUUUGAAGUGGGACUUGGACAUAUUGGAGAAAAGUUUGUCUGUUCCAGUAUUGAACAUGCUGCUGAAUGAACUGCUGUGCGUCAGCAAAGUUCCUCCCGGGACCAAGCAUGUAGACAUGGAUCUGGCCACUUUACCUCCAACCACUGCCAUGGCUAUCCUUCUCUACAAUAGAUGGGCAAUUAGGACAAUCGUUCAAAGUAGUUUUCCUGUCAAACAGGCAAAACCUGGACCUCCUCAAUUAAGUGUUAUGAAUCAGAUGCAACAGGAGAAAGAGCUCACAGAAAAUAUUUUGAAAGUGCUAAAAGAACAAGCUUCUGAUUCUAUUUUGGUACUAGAGGCAGCCCUUAAGUUGAACAAGGAUCUUUAUGUCCAUACAAUGAGAACAUUAGAUUUAUUGGCCAUGGAGCCAGGCAUGGUAAAUGGAGAAACCGAGAGUUCUACAGCUGGAUUGAAAAUCAAAACCGAGGAGAUGCAGUGUCAGGUGUGUUAUGAUUUGGGUGCAGCAUACUUCCAGCAAGGCUCUACAAAUUCAGCUGUCUAUGAAAAUGCCAGAGAAAAAUUUUUUAGAACCAAAGAACUAAUUGCAGAGAUAGGUUCAUUAUCUCUUCAUUGUACCAUAGAUGAGAAGCGGCUAGCUGGCUAUUGUCAAGCAUGUGAUGUUCUCGUACCUUCUUCUGAUAUUACAUCUCAACAGUUAACUCCAUAUAGUCAAGUCCAUAUUUGUUUGAGAUCUGGCAAUUAUCAGGAGGUAAUAAAGGUUUUCAUUGAAGAUAACUUAACCUUCAGUUUACCUGUCCAGUUCCGACAGUCAGUACUGAGAGAACUCUUUCAGAAAGCUCAACAGAGAAAUGAAGCUCUAGAUGAAAUCUGUUUUAAAGUCUGUGCCUGUAACACAGUCCGUGAUAUAUUGGAAGGUAGAGCAAUUAGUGUUCAAUUUAACCAGCUAUUUCUUAGACCUAAUAAAGAGAAAAUAGACUUUCUCCUUGAGGUAUGUUCAAGAUCAAUAAACUUAGAAAAACCUUCAGAUUCUUUGAAAGGAAACAUGGCUUCUUUUCUAAAGAAUGUGUGUCUGGGUUUGGAAGAUCUGCAGUAUGUUUUCAUGAUUUCUUCACAUGAGCUUUUCAUUACAUUGUUGAAAGAUGAAGAACGAAAGCUACUUGUUGAUCAGAUGAGGAAGAGAUCCCCUAGAGUAAACCUGUGCAUUAAACCUAUGACUUCAUUUUAUGACAUCCCAGCCUCAGCAAGUGUCAACAUUGGCCAGUUGGAGCAUCAGCUGAUAUUGUCAGUGGAUCCCUGGAGGAUUCGGCAGAUUUUAAUUGAAUUACAUGGUAUGACAUCAGAGCGCCAAUUCUGGACAGUAUCCAAUAAGUGGGAAGUACCUUCUGUUUAUAGUGGUGUUAUCCUGGGAAUUAAAGACAAUUUAACAAGGGAUUUGGUAUACAUUCUCAUGGCCAAAGGUUUACACUGCAGUACUGUUAUGGACUUUUCCCAUGCUAAGCAGUUAUUUGCUGCCUGUUUGGAGUUGGUAACAGAGUUUUCACCAAAACUUCGUCAAGUCAUGCUGAAUGAGAUGCUGCUUUUGGAUAUUUAUACACAUGAAGCUGGGACAGGGCAAUCAGGAGAGAGACCUCCUUCCGAUCUUAUUAGCCGGGUGCGGGGAUAUCUGGAAAUGAGGCUUCCGGAUAUUCCUCUUCGUCAGGUUAUUGCUGAGGAGUGUGUUGCUUUUAUGUUAAACUGGAAGGAAAAUGAAUACCUUACACUGCAAGUUCCUGCCUUUCUGCUUCAGAAUAAUCCAUAUGUAAAGCUUGGACAGCUUUUAGCAGCUACAAUCAAAGAGCUUCCAGGCCCUAAAGAAAGUAGACGGACCGCUAAAGACCUUUGGGAAGUUGUUGUUCAGAUCUGUAGUGUGUCCAGUCAACACAAACGAGGAAAUGAUGGCAGAGUUAGUUUAAUAAAGCAGAGGGAAUCCACGUUAGGUAUAAUGUAUAGGAGUGAACUGCUUUCUUUUAUAAAAAAAUUACGGGAACCAUUGGUUUUGACUAUUAUUUUAUCACUCUUUGUCAAACUUCACAAUGUUCGGGAAGACAUUGUGAAUGAUAUUACAGCUGAACACAUUUCUAUUUGGCCAUCCUCCAUCCCCAACCUCCAGUCAGUGGACUUUGAAGCUGUGGCAAUCACAGUGAAAGAGCUGGUUCGGUAUGCCCGCAGUAUCAAUCCAAACAACCAUUCCUGGUUAAUUAUUCAGGCAGACAUUUAUUUUGCGACAAAUCAGUAUUCGGCAGCUCUUCACUAUUACCUUCAGGCCGGAGCUGUGUGUUCUGAUUUCUUUAAUAAAGCUGUACCCCCUGAUGUUUAUACAGACCAGGUAAUAAAAAGAAUGAUAAAGUGUUGUUCUUUGCUGAAUUGCCACACACAGGUGGCAAUUUUAUGUCAGUUCCUCAGAGAAAUUGACUACAAAACAGCCUUUAAAUCACUGCAGGAACAAAACAGUCAUGAUGCUAUGGACUCCUACUAUGACUACAUAUGGGAUGUUACCAUUUUGGAAUACUUGACUUAUCUUCAUCACAAAAGAGGAGAAACAGAUAAAAGACAAAUUGCGAUCAAAGCCAUCGGUCAGACAGAAUUGAACGCAAGCAACCCAGAAGAAGUGUUACAGCUGGCAGCGCAGAGGAGGAAAAAAAAGUUUCUACAAGCAAUGGCAAAACUUUACUUUUAAGCAGUUAAAAUUUUUUAACUUUUAUUUUUUAAACAAUAGGCUAAAUAUAAACAGUAUUAAAAGAUGAAGUUUAUAUAUAAUACAUA
Molecule: messenger RNA, 3244 nt
Organism: Myotis daubentonii (Daubenton's bat)
Lineage: Eukaryota; Metazoa; Chordata; Mammalia; Chiroptera; Vespertilionidae
Gene: INTS8
Product: integrator complex subunit 8
Biological process (GO): snRNA 3'-end processing
Cellular component (GO): integrator complex
Source: RefSeq, a predicted model, not a curated record